CUGAGUGACACAAAGGGAAGUUCAUCAUAGGUCCGGCAAUGGCGUCGCCGUCGUCGUCGGAACCAAGGAGGGAAGGUAAUGGCGCUGGCGCUGGCGCUGACGGUGAAAGUAGCACGACAAUGGCUCCUGGGAUGAGCAGGUCAUCCAGAAUGCUUACGCUCGAGGAAGUCCGCGCUGACACGUCCAUCUUUACGCCUCGGGGUGCCAUCAUCUUUCCUCGCUCGGACGGCUCAGCCAGCUAUGGCCCUCCCAAUACCGUCGUGCCACCAAACAGUGCGCGGGAAGUCAACUACUUCGCUGUCUUUAAGGAGAUCAGCGACGACAAGCGGUACAGGACGUGGAGCAAGACAGUUGGCUCUGCCCUGGCUGCUCGCUUCGGGCUUCCCAAGAAACCUCCUCAGGGCGACCACUGGUACCUCGAGAGCUUUCCAAAGGACUACCACAUGACAGAGCAGCGCAAAGGCCCAAAGGGAGCAGUCAGGACGGACCCAUACCUCUUUGGAAGCCAUGCGCACCGAUUCAGAUCCGGGCCCGAGUUCUUUCCCCAUGCGACCUGGCUCCUCACAGACCCCCUGCUGCUCGAGUAUCGAUGCGAAUGCAAGUACUGCGGAAAGCUCAAGAAGCAGGGCGAGGUAGACCAGAGCCAUGCCAUGGCAAAGGAGUUCUGGACGUCAGAACGAGCUGAGCGAAGCGAGGGCCAAAGACGAGCAGCAAGGGGAGGCGAUGCAGGCUUGGGUGGCAAAAAGACGCUGUCGAGGCGCAACAUGGCGACGGAAAAUAGUGUCCUGAUCAGGUCACAGGUAGCCGCACCGAAAUUCAGAGGACUCCCAGGCAUCCCCAUCGACAGCGCGGAGGACAGGAAUAGCGAGCUAGGUGUUAUGGACUCUAUCCAAUUGGGCCAGUCCGAGGGACACAGGGUGGGCGAAGUGGCGUGCUGCAAGCUCGACCGGCCCAUUGUCGAUGAGGAAGACAGCAAUAGAGUCAUUAAUAUCUGGCCAGUCGAGAUCGUGAAGCGUACCUUCCGGGUCAAUGUCGCCGAUGUCCCGCCCCAAGACGCAGCGCCAUGGUCACAGGAGCACCACUUUGAUCUCGAGGGGAGAGUGUCGCAGAUCAGGUGCUACGACGUCCUCUUUCUGGGUACCGAUGAGAAAGCCACCGUGGACGAAGAUAGGGUGGUGCCUGGCAUUGCUGCCAAAAUGCCGGAGGAUCUCGAAGCAGUUGAGCUGGGCGACAUUGCGGACCACCCCUGGCUUCAGGACCGGUCCAAGCCGGUCCUCAAUCUCAUCAAUCAGGAGCCAAGACCGCCCUUCAAGCAAUUCGUCGUCGCUUUCGGAUGGCAGUGGCAUGCCCUCACUCUACUGCGCAGUCUCUACACUACGACGGACGAGUUCAGCCGAGAGUCGCUCAAAGGACCGGCGCCUCCAGUGGUUAGUGCAACAGCUGCUAACAACGAUGCCAGUGCCUCUGCGACGGCAACAGCGACGUCCACGACGAACAACACUGGCGGACCAAACAGGUUUUUAGGUGGAGAGUCAGCUGAGAGUCAUGCCGGCAUGGUGGACGACGACGACGACUUUGGCCGCAGGAGACGCGGCCUGGGACAGACACAGAACAAUGUUGAGGAAGAGAAUGGAGGUUUGCUGGACAACAAUCAGUACUGGCAGGGCGCCUUCUUUGGCCUCGAGAGAAUCUGGGUAGGGGACCUUGUUCGCCUGCGCCUGGCCGAAGACGAUGUGAAAACGAUGAUGGAGGCGCUUGCGAAGGGGAACGACCUCGUGCGUGCAGCAGACCGAACCAAUCCGCAGCUGCGCGCUCCCUACCUGAUGCGUAUAAAGGCCAUUUACCGCCCAGCAAACGUCACGGCCGAAGACACUGAUGACAAGUGCCGGGUGGCCGGCGACGUCUACCGAGUCAUUGAAAGCGAAGAACCAGCCGAAAAGCAGAGUGAAAACUCGAUGGACGUCGAGCUGCCGCCCGUGAAUGACGGAGAACCAGCAAGGUCGACGUUCACUGAACCCAUUCGUCCCUUUCACCCUCCGACUACGGCUCCUUCUGCCUCAGCAUACGCUCCUACGCGUCGACUCGAAUCAUCGAGGUCCCUGCCGCCUUCGCCUUAUCUGCCUCCGGGCUUUGCUAUCCAGCUCGUCAAUCGUUCCACGGUCGACGUCGUUUGCUCCGUGCAGCAGCUUGCUGGCCGACUUUGGUGCUCUCUGGCCACGAGUGGGCCGUCGUCAGGAUCGACGAGCAAAUUCGCAUACGAUCUCAAAACUGCUCGUCAGGAGCGACUGCGGCAGCAGCAGGGCCACGAAGACACACUUGAUGAUGUGAGGGUCACUCUGAGCUUGGCAGGCAUCGUAGCAGGCGCGGCAAAGGCGAUGGAGGUGGACACCUACAAGGGCUAUGCCAAGGACAGGGCCGCGGCCAGGAGACGGGCACAGAUGAAAGGCCUUGGUGCCAUGCUUCUCUGCUUUUCCGAUGCCGAGGGUACCGAGGAGGGAGGCAAAAAGAGGACGGCUGACGAUCUUGACGAAGAUGAAGUCCAGUCGUCUUUGGGCACGCGUAAGCACCCGCUGACGGCGAGAGAGGUGGAAGACGAGAGGAUCAGAAAGGCGUCGGAGGUCAAUGCCAGCAUCGCGGUCGCGAAAGCCAUCGCCAGAGCAGGAGAGUACGCCAGUCAGCGAUCGGACAACUCUCCGACGGCUACAGGUCAGAGAGAGAGGUCGAGCAUCCCCGUGCCUAUUCCAGAGGCAGAUGCAGGUGCAUCAGAGGAGACUACGACGACAAGACAUGGUGGGGGAGGUCGCGCGCCGUCGAAGGCUUCUUCCAAUCUGCCCAAGAAGUCGCCGAAGGUGGCCGAUGCGCACGGCCCUCUUCCGCCAGGCUGGCAACUGAGGCGGUCGAGACAGAACCCAGAGAUGGUCUACUAUGCCAACCCGCAGAAGGGAAAGACGCUCUGGACGCGGCCCACCGAGGACGACUAGCAGGGAGAUUGAUCUAGUCUGGGGAAGAUUCUAGAGGGAGGGAAGAGAGGGUGCCUAGGUAGUGUAAAUUACCUGUAAUUGUAACAAUAAGAAAUAGAAUAAGUGCCAUCG
Acaromyces ingoldii is the source of this 3092-nucleotide messenger RNA. RefSeq lists its product as hypothetical. Gene Ontology annotation, molecular function: protein binding. Bases 150 to 2981 code for a protein of 943 amino acids. Gene Ontology annotation, biological process: silent mating-type cassette heterochromatin formation. Lineage: Eukaryota; Fungi; Basidiomycota; Exobasidiomycetes; Exobasidiales; Cryptobasidiaceae. The transcript is spliced from 2 exons. The record is from RefSeq and is a predicted model, not a curated record. Gene Ontology annotation, cellular component: rDNA heterochromatin; SHREC complex.